AUGCCUAAAUGCCCCAAUGCACUGGCCAAGGACCGGGCAGCAAAGCCUCUGCAUCCUACCUCGACUGGUAGGCACUUCGCCCUCCAACCUGACUGCUGGCACUCAUUGGUCAGCCCUGCGUACUUGGAGAGCUUCCUCUCAAAAGCUUCUUCCAGGCGGUCUUCCCACGGGACUGAAGUGAGAGCCACAGCUGGUGACACCGCUGUUAUCUCGUGCCAGUAUCACUCCUUUUACUAUGAUUACAUCAAGUAUCUGUGUAAGGGAUACUACUGGUAUCAUUGCACAGUGCUGAUCAGGACCAAAGACCGUACGAAAGACAAUCUGCAGAUCACAGAUGACAGAGGGCGUUUGACAUUCACCAUUACCAUGACCAAUGUCAGGAUAGAGGACAGUGGAUGGUACUGGUGUGCCAUUGACCGGGUCAGUAAGCAUGUGAAAGUGGCAGUGCUGUUGACCGUUACUGCAGACAGCUGCGAUGGCCCAUUGUUGUCCACACUGCCACUGGCGUCAUUCGAGAGCUCAUCGCACGCAUUCGACAGUCAAGCUCCACACUUUGCCAAGCUCAACAGAAGAGACGGAGGAGGUGGAUGGAGCCCCAAGUUGACGGAUAGGUACCCGUGGCUGCAGGUGGACCUGCGGGACAGGAUGGAGGUGACGGGCGUAGCUACGCAGGGUCGCCACGGCAGCUCGGACUGGGUUCGGGGCUACAUGCUGCUCUACAGCGACACGGGCCGUGUCUGGAAGCAGUACCGGCAGGACGACAACGUAGGGAGGUUUGUGGGUAACGUGGAUGCGGACGGCGUGGUCCAGCAUAAGCUGCCGCACCCCAUCAGGACCCGCUUCCUGCGCCUCGUGCCGCUCGAGUGGAACUCGGGAGGAGGGGUGGGCCUCAGGGCUGAGGUCUACGGCUGCACCUACAAGUCGUUCGUGGCAGACUUCGACGGCAGGAGCUCUCUGCUGUACCGGUUCAACCAGAAGUCCAUGAGCACGGCCAAAGACGUCAUCUCCCUGCGCUUCAAGAGCCGGCAGGCGGAGGGGGUCCUCCUGCACGGAGAGGGCCAGCGUGGGGACUACAUCACCCUGGAACUGCACCGGGGCAAACUGGCCCUCCACCUCAACCUGGAUGACACCAGGGUGAGGAGCGGCGGGGCGCGGGAGGCAGUGACGCUGGGCAGUCUCCUUGACGACCAGCACUGGCACUCGGUGCUCAUCGAGCGCUUCAACAGGCAGGUGAACUUCACGCUGGACCGCCACACGCAGCACUUCCGCACCCGCGGAGACGGCGACACGCUGGAGGUGGAUUACGAGCUGAGCUUCGGAGGAAUUCCGCUUCCUGGAAAACCAGGAACAUUCCUUAGAAGGAACUUCCAUGGCUGUAUGGAGAACCUGUACUACAAUGGAGUGAACAUCAUUGAUCUGGCCAAGAGACGCAAGCCACAGAUAUACAGUGUGGGCAAUGUGACCUUCUCCUGUUCGGGUCCCCAGCUGGUGGCUGCUACCUUCCUGUCCCCCAGCGCCAGCUUCCUGUCGGUGCCCGCGCCCCCGCCCACCCCCGAGGGCCUGGCCGCACGCCUUCAGUUCCGCACCUGGAACGCCGACGGCCUGCUGCUGUCCGCCCGGCUGGCGCAGCGGCCGCAGCGAAUCAUAUUGCAGAUCAGCAGCGGGCGGCUGCACCUGACGCACCAGACCACCGCCACCAAGACCUCGGAGGUCUCCACCGGCCAGCGGGUGAACGACGGGCUGUGGCACUCGGUCAGCCUCAGCACCAGGGGCAUGCAGAUCACCAUGACACUGGACAACGAGCCCUCCUCCACCAUCCAGCUCCAGGACCAGCUGCAGUCUGGAGACUUCUUCUACUUCGGAGGUUGUCCCCAGUCUCAAGGAGACGAUGAGUGCUCCAACCCCACCGUGGCUUUCCAGGGCUGCAUGCGCCUGAUCCUCAUCAAUAACCAGCCCAUCGACCUCAUCCUCAUACAGACGGGCAGACUCGGGGCGCAUCACCAGGUCCAGUUCGACAUCUGUGGAAUCCGUGACAGGUGUCUCCCCAACUUCUGUGAGCACGGUGGCCGAUGCUCCCAGUCCUGGAGCUCCUUCCAGUGUGACUGCACCGGGACUGGCUACAGCGGAGCCACCUGCCACAACUCGAUCUAUGAGGCGUCGUGUGAGGCGUACAGGCUGAUAGGCAGCUCCUCUGGCUACUUCUCCAUCGAUCCAGAUGGCAGCGGACCUCUGGGCCCCAUGCAGGUCUACUGUAACAUGACAGAGCAAAAGGUGUGGACUGUGGUUCUCCAUAACACCACUACUGCAGUGAAGGUCCAAGGCUCCAGCCUGGAGAGGCCUCACGUCAUGCAGUUUAACUACAGCGCCUCUCCCGACCAGCUACACGCCCUGGUGGCCAGCUCAGACCAGUGCCAACAGGAAGUGGUCUACCAGUGCAGGAAGUCCCGCCUUUUUAACACCUGGGAUGGCACGCCCCUGUCCUACUGGCUGGACCGCAGUGGGGAGAAGCGUACCUACUGGGGGGGCCACCAGCCGGGGGUGCAGCAGUGCUCAUGCAGUCUGGAGGAGAACUGCAUGGACAUGAACUACUUCUGCAACUGUGAUGCCGACAAAGACACAUGGGUGAAUGACUCUGGUAUCCUGUCGUAUAAGGACCAUUUGCCCGUUAGAGAGGUCAUUAUAGGGGACACGCACAGACCGCGCUCGGAGGCGGUGUACAAUGUUGGACCUCUACGUUGUCACGGUGACAGAUCUCUGUGGAACGCGGCGUCGUUCUACCAGGAGUCGUCCUACCUGCACUUCCCCACCCUGCAGGCUACGCUCAGUGUUGACAUCUCCUUCUACUUCAAGACCGGCGCCCCCUCCGGAGUCUUCCUGGAGAACCUGGGGCUCAAGGACUUCAUCAGAGUUGAACUCAGCUCUCCGUCGACGGUGACCUUUUCGUUCGAUGUGGGCGACGGGCCAGUGACCCUGGCGGCCAAGUCUCCGGUGCCCUUGAACGACCGUCAGUGGCACUGGGUGGCGGCGGAGCGCAGCGUGAAGGAGGCCUCGCUGCAGGUGGACCAGCUGCCCACGCGACUCCUGGAGACGCCCGCCGACGACACACACCUACACCUCAAGCUCAGCGGACAGCUGUUUGUGGGCGGGUCGGCGUCCAGACAGCGUGGCUUCCUGGGCUGCAUGAGGGCUCUGCGCGUGAACGGGGCUCACCUGGACCUGGACGAGCGUGCCAAGCUGACCCCCGGGGUGAGUCCUGGGUGUCCAGGACACUGCAGCCACUCGGCCAGCCUCUGCCACAACCGCGGCCGCUGCAUCGAGCAGAGCGGGGGCUACGUUUGCGAUUGCACCCACUCCGCGUACACCGGACCCUCCUGCAAGGAUGAGGUGUCGGUUUCAUUCGAGAGCGGUUCCUCGGUCAGCUACGCCUUCCGCGACUCGUUCCUGGUGAUGCGCGACAGCAGCGCCUCUCAGGCAUCCUCCUCCUCCUCCGUCUCCACGGAGACCAGAGAGAACGUGGCCUUCAGCUUCGUCACCACGCAGACGCCCGCCAUGCUGCUCACCAUCAGCACCACCAGCCAGCAGUACGUGGCCAUCAUCCUGGCAAACAACGGGAGUCUCCAGAUCUGGUACCAGCUGCAUGAGGAGAGUAGGCCUGACGUGUUCAGCCCCACCCCGUCCAGCCUGGCCGACGGACGCCUCCACCGCGUACGCAUACACCGAGAGGCCAAGGACGUCUACGUACAGGUGGACCAGCACAGUAAAAAAUACACCCUGUCGUCUGACACGGAGCUGAACUCAGUGAGAUCACUGACACUGGGGAAAGUCACCGGCGCCCAGGCUCUGGAUGAGAAGGUGGCGGUAGCGGGCUCCAGGGGCUUCGUGGGCUGCUUCUCCUCCGUGCAGUACAACCACGUGGCCCCCCUGAAGGCAGCCCUGCUGAACAGGGGCAGCUCCCUGGUGACCGUCAGGGGAAACCUGCUGGAGGCCAGCUGUGAGGCCCUCGCCGUUUCCACUUCCAACUCUUUCACAGACCAUGUUGAGGAGCCGGACAGAGCUAAUGAGCAGGAUGGUGGCGUGACCCGGCAUGACUCAGCAGUAAUCGGAGGUGUGGUGACGGCGGUGGUGUUCAGCAGCCUGUGCGUGCUGGCCGUCAUGUCCCGCGUCCUGUACCAGCACCGGCAGGCCCAGCGCGCCGCCAGCCUGCAGGAGAAGGAGACCCAGCGGCGUCUGGAGGCAGCCUACCAGGCCGAGCUGCAUCUGCACAACAGCCCUGCUCUGCACAUGCGAGACAGCCUGCGGGAGUACUACAUCUGA
Molecule: messenger RNA, 4314 nt
Organism: Engraulis encrasicolus (European anchovy)
Lineage: Eukaryota; Metazoa; Chordata; Actinopteri; Clupeiformes; Engraulidae
Gene: cntnap5a
Product: contactin associated protein family member 5a
Exons: 27
Coding region: 1-4314 (1437 amino acids)
Source: RefSeq, a predicted model, not a curated record